Messenger RNA from Pipistrellus nathusii (Nathusius's pipistrelle), 324 nucleotides. The record is from the annotation of a GenBank genome assembly. Lineage: Eukaryota; Metazoa; Chordata; Mammalia; Chiroptera; Vespertilionidae.
AUGUGUAGACCCACCCAAAUUAUGACCCUUGCUCCUCCCAUAGCCACACCUGUUCUUACACUUAUCCCCACCAUUUCCUUGCCUGUUAUGAAGAGGUCAUCAGGGCUCCUGAGAUUCCUGAAAUGGCAAUUUGGCUUGGAAAUAGAUGCCAUUGCCUUCUCCUCUCCAGUCACAAAGGUUACUUUGUACACAAAUUGCUCCUUUGUCAGGAGAUAUAUUUGUACUGGUCUUUGUUUUCAUUUCUCAGAUUGGGGUUGGCUCAGUGCCCCUCCCCCCAAAUCAGGUUUGGCUGGUAGUAGCUGUAACCCUGGAAGCAUCACAUAA